CGCUCCGCAAGACCAGUCAGCAGCUCAAAGCAAUAGUGAACAUGGCAUGCAGCUCGAUUAUUUUUGCUGUAAAUAUCUGCAGCUAGAUUUUAGCUGAUUUUUAUGCAUCAAGGCACCAUGGAUUGGGACUAUUUUUUAGAUAUCAAUUUUUCGGAGCUCAAUAAUGACAGCAAAGAAGAACUUUGUGCGCAAAUCUCCGACUGUAGAAUUGAAGAGGGCGCGUCUGAGGAAGAAAUCAGAAAGGUUUUUGGCUUGGCACAAAAACUUCUUCGGUUUAGAGGAGUCCAGAUUGAAGAGAUUAAGAACGAACAUUCAACAACGGUUGAGAAGUUAAGACAAGAAAAUGAAGAACUGGAAAGCCAGGCUAGCUCAAGCAAGAACUCUCGAAAGGCUAGUGAAGCUAGACACGAAGCAACCCGUUUAUUGAAGCAGAAUAAAGAGCUCUUGGCAGAGCUGGAAGUUUUGAGAAAAAAGCACAAAGGAAAAGAUCCGAUGCUUGAUAGCGAAGAGGAUGACUACAGGGCUGAGAAGGAAAAACAGAAAAUGAGGAAAACGGUGGAGCUGCAGACGGAACAUAUUGGAAGUCUUUUAUCUGAUUUGGAGGGCGCAGAGGCAGAAAAUGCAAACUUAAAACAGCAUAUGUCGAAUUUGCGUGACAAGUUGGCAGAGGCGACUGACGCUUUGGCAGAAACAACUUCGGAUCUCACCGACAGUCAAAAAGUUAAUGCUGAGCUAAAAAGCCGCAUAAGUGAAUCAAGAGACGAGGUCGAAAGUCUGCGGCGACAAAUUUCAGAGCUUGUUGAUCAGAGAAGCCAACUGGACGCGCAACUCCUACAGUUCCAACAGGCGAUGGAAAGUCGAGUUGAAACAUGGAAGAAUUUCAUGGAUAAAAAAGACAGCGAAAUAUCGGAUUUAAAACAGCAACUCCUAUUUUCCCGCCCAGAGCAGUAUACUCAUCUGCAAGAAGUUGUUUCGGCAGUGACGCAGUCUCUGGCGGUGAGAGAUCAACAAGUUAACGAACUGAGCUCUCGUUUAGAGGAGGCGACAAAAGAUUUGGAAGAGAGUUCGGAAGCCUUGGAGAAGUUACGCAGCAAUAAGGGUGAUGGAGAGUCGAGAAAGUUAUGGCAACAAUUGCAAAGAGCGGUUAAAAGAGAAAGAUCGCUCGAAACAAGAAUAGAAGAGGCUGAGAAAGACGCGUUAUUGCGUGGAGAACAGGUGACUGUCUUGUCAACGCAAUUACAAAAAUUAGAGCAAGGGGAGUUCGGACUCCCUGAAGCUCUUGCUGAGGCAAGAGAGCUGAAGCGGAACCUUGCAAUCAGGGAUGCAGACAUUGCUCGGCUUAUAAAAGCUACAAACCAAAUGCAGGCCAGCCUAGAUGAGCUUGCAGACCAGAAUCUAGCAUUAAGGGAAAGAUUUGGAGUUACAGAGGAGGAAAUUGACGUCAGUGGUGUCCGCGAACGACGGGCAAGUGAACGACAGCGGAUCGAAUCAUUGUUGAAGCAAGUCGCAAAUUUAGAGCAGGAAAAAGUUUCCCUAAAACUACAGGCAUGAAAUUUUAUCAGCUUGAUAACGAUUUAAUUUUAACCUUUACAUGGAAA
Cloeon dipterum is the source of this 1598-nucleotide messenger RNA. Its product is annotated as golgin subfamily A member 2-like. Gene Ontology annotation, cellular component: centriolar satellite; ciliary transition zone. The transcript has 11 exons. Gene Ontology annotation, biological process: non-motile cilium assembly; ciliary transition zone assembly. The record is from RefSeq and is a predicted model, not a curated record. NCBI's taxonomy places the organism in Eukaryota, Metazoa, Arthropoda, Insecta, Ephemeroptera, Baetidae. Bases 103 to 1551 code for a protein of 482 amino acids.